AUGUUGAGGACGAUUCGCCACUCGCUGUUGUGUUUUCCAAGACGCCGGUGCGAUUGUGUCGACGACAGCGCCCAACCUAACCGCCCACGGGAAGUAGCUCCAGCUAACCAACCCCAAGCCGGCAGUGGAGGUACAGACAGCAGUGAAGAUGAGAAUAGCAGUGAUGAUGGUUAUCCUCCAGCUCCCCCACCCAGCGAGGUUUCCCUGUCAGACAAGAUUUCUCACACAGGAAUAACAGGUGCAGACAGCAGUGAAGAUGAGAAUAGCAGUGAUGAUGGUUAUCCUCCAGCUCCCCCACCCAGCGAGGUUUCCCUGUCAGACAAGAUUUCUCACACAGGAAUAACAGGUGCAGACAGCAGUGAAGAUGAGAAUAGCAGUGAUGAUGGUUAUCCUCCAGCUCCCCCACCCAGCGAGGUUUCCCUGUCAGACAAGAUUUCUCACACAGGAAUAACAGGUUCAGACAGCAGUGAAGAUGAGAAUAGCAGUGAUGAUGGUUAUCCUCCAGCUCCCCCACCCAGCGAGGUUUCCCUGUCAGACAAGACUUCUCACACAGCAAUAACACCCCCGAUGAGUGUGACAAAUAUCGAUGAUGACUCUUCGUUGGGCGAUGACCCAUAUUCCCUCUCAACAAGAAAUUCACAAAGGGGUAUUACUCCCGCGACGAGUGAUGCUGGCCUCAAUGAGUCCCAAUAUAACUCACUCCCAGAAUCAGGAGAAAGCCACCAAUUCGUGAGUGCAGGCGAACACAAUACCGAUGAAUAUGACUAUAAUGGAGCUGAUGAAGACAGCCUCGAUCUGGGCCAAGAUGACGACGAAGAGAUGUAUGACCCAGAUGAGGACGAAGAAAUGUACGAAGAUCCAGCAGAGUCCGAGGAACCCGAAAGCACCAGCCAAGAAUGGCCGAGUGAUCCUAGUGACAGGAGACGUCGGCGUUCUCUCGAUAACCAAUCUCAAGCCGAUGCUGAACACAGGGGUCUUUAUGGAUCGAGGGGCGGUAGCGCCAGCAACAAGCGCCAGCGUCUUGAAGGCUCGACUGACACGUCCAGUGGGAGAGUGAGGACCGGCCUCGAACCGACGACGAAAGAUGUCACCAGGUACAGGAAGAUAGGAGCACGAUACCAAGCAUGGAUCGACGAUCCCCAAGCGCCAGGGUGCCGAAUUAAACCAGCAACACUAACCAUAGAGGAGAUGACCGAUGAAGCGCAAUCAAUGCCUUGGGCAGUCGAUGAAUCGUACUUCGCCGUCGAGCCCAUAGCAUUGGAAGGCGGCGACGUCGAAUCGAUGAAUAUUGCUCGCGGCGGUCCGCGGUGGCGCUACACAUACCUCCGACGGGACCCAGGGCCAAAGGCGAGUGAGGCUAAUGAAUUCGAGCAUCGGGUUACUCGUGGUGUUCUCGUUGCUGAGAAAAUUUAUAGGGAAGACGGUCCUCAUUGGAACGAGGUUGCUCGAGCUCAAUAUUUGCUUGAUUAUAACUUGAAAACUCUGAGACAUGUUAUCUUUACUGACGUCAGCAACGAAGAAACAGCCCCAUAUAUACGUGAUGAGCUAUAUCCCAGACGGGGUGUUAUAUGGUCACAGGCACAAAGUGUUGAUUGUAUGGUAUUUAAGCAUGGUAGUGCUGAGUAUCAGGAACUCCUAGGGACGAAGUUAGGUAAAGCUACUGCUUGUCUUGUUCUUUCUUCAUUCCCUAGGGGCACGAUGAAGAUCACCCGUAUUGUCACUUGGUGCAAUUCGACCGCGCCGCAGAUGCGAUUUGAGAUUGAACCUGUUGUUGUUUAG
Molecule: messenger RNA, 1779 nt
Organism: Penicillium verrucosum
Lineage: Eukaryota; Fungi; Ascomycota; Eurotiomycetes; Eurotiales; Aspergillaceae
Exons: 1
Coding region: 1-1779 (592 amino acids)
Source: RefSeq, a predicted model, not a curated record